Molecule: messenger RNA, 3198 nt
Organism: Etheostoma cragini (Arkansas darter)
Lineage: Eukaryota; Metazoa; Chordata; Actinopteri; Perciformes; Percidae
Product: zinc finger CCCH domain-containing protein 13-like
Exons: 8
Coding region: 553-2754 (733 amino acids)
Source: RefSeq, a predicted model, not a curated record
CUAUCUCUUCUGCUCUAAUUCACCGUGAACAUAACAGCCCAGGUCGAUACUACUUCCUCUCUCUUCUCACUCUACCUCUCUCCACCACACACGCGCGCGCCGCAGCCUGCAGCUGUAUGCGUCCGUCCUCGCGCCAGCGGGUGGCCGCCUGGCUGCUCGCGCUGUCGUUGGGGAGAGGCGGAGAGGAAUGCGCGCGCCGCGGCCGCCUGGAGAUGAUCUCGUUUUGGUUGCUCUGCUGGAAGCUGUUGGUUGGAACCCCAAACGCUACCAAACUGCAGAAGUCGUGUUCUUCUUCGAGAACAGGUCACUCGGUGCGCAACUUGCCAUCGUCAUGCGUUUAGCUUUGUAGCUAACAGCUGGACCGUUGCAACAUGUCCUUCCGUGUCUUCAUAGCCCUUGCAGAAGCUUAGUCAUCCGGCCUGGAAGAGAGCAACAGCUGGGCUAGGGAGGACAGCUGAGUUAACAGACGGUAACCACGACAACAGUGGCUCCAGCAACAAUAACCCUGUCAACGACUCUCCCACUGCUAUACAGCCAACAGAUCCAGUAACCAUGGAGAUCAGCUCAUCGCCUCCUCUAACCCACAUAGAGAGAGAAAAUGUGGUCAGCUGGCGCAGCCAGGAAGUAGAAGAUCUCCAUUACCCAGAGGGCCAUGGGGUGCAGCAGCCAAUCCGGGGUGAGCAGGAGGAAGAAGGGGCAACAGAAAAGCAAAAUGAGAAAAGAGAUGAAGAUGAGCUGGACUAUCUUGUUUUUGUGAUAGGAGAGAAGCAGGAAGAAGAUAUAGGAAGUGAAAAUGACGGAGGACGAGACACAGAAAGAAGAGAGGAGGAGAGAGAAGAUGGAGGAAGAGGAGACACAGAAAGAGGAGAGAAGGAGGGAGGAGAUGGAGGAAAAAGAGACACCAAGAGAGGAGAGGACCAGGGAAUAGAUGGAGAAAGAGGAGACACAGAGAGAGAAGAGGAGGAGGGAGAAAAUGGAGAAAGAGGAGACACAGAGAAAGGAGAGGACCGGGGAAUAGAUGGAAGAAGAGGAGACACAGAGAGAGAAGAGAAGCAGGGAGAAGAUGGAGAAAGAGGAGACACAGAGAGAGAAGAGGAGGAGGGAGAAUAUGGAGGAAGAAGAGAAAUAGAAGGAAAGGAAGAAGGGAGUAGAGAAACAGAGAGGGAAGAUGGAAGAAGAGUAGAUACAAAAGAAGAGAAAAAAAGGAUAGAAGAGACAGUGGGAGAGAUGGAAGAGAAUGCUGUGUCAGCACUCCUGGUCGUCCAAUCAGAUCCCUCAGAGCAGGCCUGGUCUCAGCACCUCGGCGACACAGAUGACCUCAGCGACUGUCUCCUAGCCGAACUGGCUGUUGUAUACUCCGACAGUGAUGCAGGGGAGGACCAAUGGGCUGGCUCUCCGCCCUGUGAUGUCAGCAACCAGGAAGAAGCAGGCUAUGAUGGGGCGAGAGAGGAAGAGGAGAGAGAGAAAGAAGGGGAGGUGUCAGAAGUAAAGACUGGGAGAGAGGAGCAGAGAGAGGAGGAAGUAGAGAAGGAGGAGGAGAAGUGGGGAGGCAGGGAUGAUCAGGAUGAAGAGCAGAGCUCCAUAGCCAGCUCCACAGACCCUAACAGGAAGGUUCCUGUAGAUUUCUGUGUCCCACAAGAAAGCUACAGUGAAAAUGUCUCCACUGAGCAUGUGGACUUUCUGUUGGCCCGCCAGCAGUGGCGGAAGAUGGAGGAGGAGGUCAAAGGUCAGCCAAUCCCCAAACCAGGGCUCAGAGCUCAGGGGAGCUUCCAGGGCACACACACUUCACUGUAUCCCCCCACUCGCAGCCCCCGACUCAAACGCAGGGAGAUCCAUCCACCAGUGCAAAGGGAGCCACCCCUGUCCUUCACCAUGUCCCCCAGUUCAGAGGACUCAGGCCUCGAUGAUUUGUCAUACCGCAGCCCGCUGGACGAGCCAGAGAGUGCGGUGGAGAGAGAGAUCCGACUGACACUGGAGAGAGAAGAACACCACCGCAGGGAGAGGGGGGUGAUUACGCAGGGCCUAACUGCUACCAGAGGCUCCACCCUGCAGACAGGACAAUCUCCACCUAGACCUCCAGCCUGCCGCACUCCUACCUUGUCCAUCUCCCCGUCUCCUUCCUGCUCCACUUCCCUUUCCCGAUCUGUCUACCAUGAAAUGACAGCCAAUAAUGUCAUCAUCUUGGAGCCUGACAGCUCCGCCUCCAGGAACCGCUUACUCUCCUCUGCUAUAGGGGGCCUCUCCGAUUGGUCCACAAUCCAGGAUGCAGUGCCUUCCGCCAAUGUUAUUGUCGUGGAAACAUCCAAUCUCAUCAUUCGCAGCGCUUCCGAAUUCUGCCUGAGCUCCACCCCUGUGUCCAUGGAAACACAGGAGAGCACUUUCUUGUCCAAUCCAUUCUUCAAGCUGCGCUCCCUCAGCAGCCAGUCGCUGGUGGAGCAGGAGAUCCGCAUGGUGAGGCAGAGGGAGGAAGAGUGGAGGAGGCAGAGGGAGGAGAUGUGGAGGAGAGGGAGAGAGAGGUAUGAUACUGUGCUGGUUUCUCCAGCCCUCAGCGAUAACAUCACUUACAAUGUGCCGGAGGUUUCAGACAGAUGUGUUUCCUCCCCUUCGUCCCCCUCCAGGACCCGCAAAAUGGAACGAUCCAGUAUGUCUUGUGACCACAAGUUUCCCUCUUCCCUGUCUUCUGUGCCAAGACGACAGAACGCCAUGGCGCAACGAUGGGAGGCCUCCCUCUUAGCCAAUCAGAAGAAGGAGUAAGCAAUGACCACACUCAACUGACAGCCAUUUCAAAGCCGCACUGCAGUGUCUGUAGGACACCUCAUAAGAAGAGGACUAUUUCUUCAUUUAUCUAGUUUGGGUUUCCAUUAUGCUUUAAUGUCUGGAAACGUCCGUUGCAUGAUGUCUGAAACAGUAUGUCACAGUUUAUUAUAUAUAAUACCUCUGUAAGGCAUAUUCCCAGGAUGCCUGUCCCAAUAAUAACUGAGUAUAAAAUUGCAAUCAUAAUAAUGCUACUCUUUUUGACAUGUGACCCAGAUAUUAUGUAAACUUAGCAGUAUUCUGCUUCAAUAUUUAAUAUUUACAGCACUUUGAUUUUUGGGUGUUUAUGAAUUAUGGGACUAGAACAAUUGUUGAUAUUUGUGAAUUGUUAUGAUUAUGACUGAAAAUGAUGCAGUGACUUUCAAAAAUGUUCUGGGCAGUCAU